Ordospora colligata OC4 is the source of this 1023-nucleotide messenger RNA. Its product is annotated as RNA polymerase II transcription factor. Gene Ontology annotation, biological process: regulation of transcription by RNA polymerase II; nucleotide-excision repair. The record is from RefSeq and is a predicted model, not a curated record. The transcript has a single exon. NCBI's taxonomy places the organism in Eukaryota, Fungi, Microsporidia, Ordosporidae. The coding region runs from base 1 to 1023 and encodes 340 amino acids. Gene Ontology annotation, cellular component: transcription factor TFIIH holo complex.
AUGGCAAAGCAGUUUUCAUGGGAACAGGAAUACAAAAGGACAUGGGAAGAAGGUCCACAGAGCAAAAUCAACGAGGCCAUUAUGGAGGCCGAUGCUUCAUACAGCAACAAUAGAAAGGGAAUAAUAAGACACCUGCACAUUGUAGUAGAUGUUUCUGAGGCCAUUGACAAGAUAGACUUUCUUCCUUCAUUCAGAGCAAACAUAGUAAAAGCACUUGAAGAGUUUGUUCCCUCAUUUUACACCGAAAAUCCUCUUUCUGUGCUAUCGUUUCUUAGUGUGCGUGAUGUUUGUGUAAAGUACGUUAGUAGUGUCGACAUAGAUAUUCAUUCAUUUCUUGGACAAACAGGAUGUAAGUGGUUUUCGCUACUUAAUGGACUUGAAGGAUCUGUUGAGAUCAUGAAAAACUCGACAUAUGUCAAGGAAAUUCUGGUGAUAGUUGCAAGCACAUCAACUAGGGAUCCUCAUGGGUAUACAGAGGUGCUUUCAAAAAUGAAGGCGUACAGCAUAAAAGUGCAUUUCAUAAGCUUAUGCGGAGAGGUUGCGUUAUAUAAGUCGAUAUCAAAAGCAACAGAAGGAGGAUUUUAUGUUCCAAUUGACAUGAACCACUUUUCAGCAAUCAUGGCAAGAUUUCACCAUCCAUCAGAUUAUAACGGAACCAAGCUAAGCCUGGCAAAGAUAGGGUUUCCGUUGAUUCUGGAGGAGCCAAGCGUAUGUGCUUGCCACCUGGAAAUGAAGAUGUUUGGAUAUGAAUGUCCAGUAUGCAACACAAUUGUAUGCUCACUACCGAUUCACUGUCCCAUAUGCAGUACACAGCUUGUGUCCACAUUAAGUCUUUCCAAAUCACUAAGGUUUUUGUAUCCACUGAAGCCUUUUGUUUGUGCAAGCAAUGGAAUGUGCAGCAUUUGUGGAAUUGAGUGUGAGUGGAUGUGCGAGGGAUGCAGAAACACGUUUUGUAGGGAAUGUAACAGCUUUAUUCAUGGCACACUGAGUUUCUGUGUGUAUUGUGAUGAUCCGUAUAAUUAA